Drosophila subobscura is the source of this 2127-nucleotide messenger RNA. RefSeq names its product sodium-coupled monocarboxylate transporter 2-like. The coding region runs from base 250 to 2082 and encodes 610 amino acids. The record is from RefSeq and is a predicted model, not a curated record. Gene Ontology annotation, molecular function: symporter activity. The transcript is spliced from 8 exons. Lineage: Eukaryota; Metazoa; Arthropoda; Insecta; Diptera; Drosophilidae. Gene Ontology annotation, biological process: transmembrane transport; sodium ion transport. Gene Ontology annotation, cellular component: membrane.
UUUAUGGAGCGGUGGAAAAGCCAACAAGAGACGCAAUUGCACGGCAAGUGGCAGAGCAGAGCAGAGUGGAGCAGAGCACCGGCACAGAUAACUAAACGGCACUAAGCUUCUGUUUGAUUUACGGAGGAGGCUGUGGCCAAGUUCAGAUAAGGAGUCCAACCGGUCGGCUGGGGGAUUCAUAUUUAAGUGCGAAUCAGGCCAGGGUGCUCUCAAGUGUGCGCGUAGCAUCCAAGCGAACACACUGCCAGGAUGUCGAGCGCCACAGCAGAUCUACGAUUCGGCAUCACAGACUUUGUGGUCUUCACCAUCAUGCUGAGCGCCUCGGCCGGCAUUGGUGUGUACUUUGGCUUCUUCUCGAAGGCCAAGAACACCACGGAGGAGUAUCUGCGUGGCGGCAAGAAGAUGCAGACCCUCCCCAUUGCCAUCUCCCUCGUGGCCAGUCAGCUAUCGGGCAUUGCCAUCAUGUCCAUUCCCGCCGAGAGCUACUCGUUUGGCUUCAAUUACAUCUUCGUGGUGCUGGCGAUGGUGCCAGUCGUUCCCAUUCUGAUCUACAUAAUUGUGCCCGUGUUCUACGAGAAUAAUGUCUCCAACUGCUAUGAGUACCUGGAGAUGAGAUUCAAUAAGCGCACGCGUCAGCUGGUCACCAUGGCUUUUGUGUUGAAUUCCUUUCUCAUGCUGCCCGUCUACAUGUUCAUUCCAUCGCUGGCCUUUUCCCAGGUGACUGGCAUGAAUAUUCAUCUGAUCAACAUUAUGGUCUCCUCGAUCUGCAUCUUCUACACUAUGUUGGGCGGCAUCAAGGCGGUGGUGUGGACGGAUGUGGUGCAGGGCGGCAUCAUGCUGCUCUCAGUGAUUACUGUGGGUGUGCUGGGCACCCUCCGAUCGGGUGGCCUAGCCACUGUCCUGGAGAAAGCCACUGAAGGUGGCCGAAUGGAUUUAGACUUCAGACUUGAUCCUCGCAUUCGUUUGACCUUCUGGAGUGCCAUGACUGGUGGCAUAUUCAUGUGGACCGGCCACAUUGGCUUCAAUCAGAGCUGUGUGCAGCGCAUCGUCUCCCUGCCCUCGUAUUCCCAUGCCAAAAGAUCUCUGAUCAUUGCGAGCGUGGGAUUCAUCCUUAUCAUGUUGUUCAACACCUUUGCGGGAAUCAUCAUGUUUGCCCGCUACUACGGCUGUGAUCCCAUUGUGGCUGGUCUCGUCAGCAAACCGGACAAGAUGAUGCCAUUCUUUGUGCAGGACAUUAUGGGACAUUUGGCCGGAAUGCCCGGUGUGUUCAUCUCCUGCGUCUUCAGUGCAGCCCUCAGCUCGCUUUCGGCCACCCUAAACUCUCUGGCGGGUGUCGUCUACUUUGACUACAUCAAGCCACACAUCCGGCACACGGAUGCCCGUGCCAAUGGCAUCAUGAAACUGGUGAUCAUCGCGAUGGGCGGCUACUGCAUCCUGGGCGGUUUCAUUGUCCAGAACUUCAACUCGAUUCUGCAGACAGUUGUGACCAUCACCGGCGUCAAUACGGGCGCUGUGGUGGGCGUAUUUCUGCUUGGAAUGUUCGUGCCGCGCUGCAACAGCAAGGUGGCAGUGUCCAGCAUUUUGAUCAGUGUGGUGGCCAUGGUGUGGAUCAUCAUCAACGGACAGAUGAACUUCAAAGCGGGACUCAUCAAGUACCAAGUGCUGCCAAACUCCCUGGACCAGUGCGAGGCGCAAGGCUUCCACAUGAUCUUGGAUGCCAUCAACCAAACUGCCAUUAGCCUAGUCACACCCAAACAUUCAGGUCCUCCGGCUCCAGUCACAACUGCCUUUGAGAGCAAUCGGGACUUUUCGCUCUACGACAUCUCCUUCUACUGGUACAAGGUCGUGGGUGCGCUGCUUGUCUUUGCCUGGGCAGUGCCCAUGAGUUAUGUCUGGCCACAUGACCGCCACGAAAAGCAGAACCCAAAGCUAUACUCUCCCUUCGUGCGAAAGUUCCUUAAUCUUUCGGACUCGGAACACGAAAUGGAGGAGGUGCCGCUGAGGAAAACGACUGUCAAGGAGAUUCCCGAACUUCGAGUAGAUGCAAAAGAAAAGGAAAAGGAAGUUAGCCUUGAAUAUUGAUUUUAGGAAAAUAUUUUAAUUUAAAAUUCGGUGAAUUUAGUGCAA